CUUGGCGAGUGACCGGCCGCUUCCACCAUGAAGCCAACCUUUACAGGGGAACAGAUUUCCAAGUGGUUCACAUCAGGGACCACACUCGCUACACUGAACCUCAAAGAGACCAAAACCGAAAAUUCUACUCCGGCAGAAACCAGUCCGGUUAAACCCGAUGAUUCCAGCCAGAAAGCUGAUGUUGGAAGGAUCCAAAACCCAGAACCUUCAAGGAGUCCUCCUCCUGUUUCUCCCUGCUCCAGUUUUGAAUGUCCAAGCUUACCCAUAACCAAAGACAAGGACCAGCUGAUUUCCUUCAUAGAAAACAACUCAGUUGUGAUCGUCCGAGGAGCCACAGGCAGUGGCAAGACCACACAGCUGCCGCAGUUCAUUUUGGACCACUACAAUGAGAAAACCGCCUCCUGCAACAUUGUGGUCACGCAGCCACGCAAGAUUGGAGCCACCAGUAUCGCUCGCUGGGUGGCCGCUCAGAGGAAGUGCAUCCUGGGCAGUCUGGUGGGAUAUCAGGUUGCACUGGAGAAAAUGGCCACAGAGCACACUCGACUAAUUUACAUGACCACAGGGGUUCUGCUGCAAAAGCUGGUGUUGGCCAAAUCUCUCACAGAGUACUCUCACAUUUUUGUAGAUGAGGUUCAUGAGCGCAGCGAAGAGAUGGACUUUCUAUUGUUGGUGUUGAGAAAACUCCUUCAUUCCAACUCUCGUCAUGUCAAGAUAAUCCUCAUGUCAGCCACCAUCAACUGCAGAGAGUUCGCCGAGUACUUUGCCACGCCCAUUUGGGGGAAGAUGAGCCCUGCUUAUGUGUAUGAAGUGGAGGGUGCACCCUUCACCAUCGAAGAGUUUUACCUCGAUGACCUUCAGAAACUGUAUCCUUACCGGAUCGAGCCGCCGCAUCCGGAUGACCUGUUGAUCUCGCCUAAGAUGUACGACCUUGCCAUCAGUUUAAUCCAGAGCUUUAAUGAGAUGGAGGGCAAAGAUUUCAGCAAAGUUGAGGAGGGUGGGAAGCCUUUGUCAGAAAGAGGAAGCGUUCUGGUUUUCCUUCCUGGCAUACAUGAGAUACGCUGCAUGCAAGAGAGCUUGGCCAAGCUUGCCAACCAAAGAUUGCAGGUUUAUCCUCUUCAUUCAUCCGUGACUCUGGAGGAGCAGAAUGGUGUGUUCCUGUCCCCGGUCCCUUGGUACAGGAAGGUGAUUCUCUCUACCAACAUCGCUGAGAGUUCGGUGACUGUGUCAGAUGUUAAAUACGUUAUUGACUUCUGCCUGGCCCGCCAUUUGGUGUGUGACAAAGAUACUAAUUAUCAGUCUCUGCGUCUGACCUGGGCGUCCAAAACCAACUGCAACCAGCGCAAAGGGAGGGCAGGCCGAGUGUCAAAGGGCUUCUGCUACCGUCUCGUGACCAAAGCUUUCUGGACGAACGAAAUCCCUGAAUAUAUGAUUCCUGAGAUGCAGCUUGCUCCUCUGUCAACCAUCCUGUUAAAGGUCAAGCUGCUGGACAUGGGAGACCCUCGCUCCCUCCUGUCCACUGCGCUCUCUCCUCCCAACCUCUCUGACAUUGUUAGGACUGUUCUUGAGCUCAUAGAGAUGGGUGCGCUGUCCGCGAAAACUGACGGCAAAAAUCAAAGCGAGGAUGGUGAGCUGACCUUUCUCGGCCGGGUUCUGGCUCACCUGCCUGUGGACCUUAAUCUGGGGAAGAUGAUUGUUCUGGGCCAUGUCUUCGGCUGUAUGGAUGAAUGCCUCAUCAUAGCUGCAUCUCAUUCUCUUAAGAGCUUCUUUGCCAUUCCGGCCAUGCAGCAGCUUGCAGGCCACAGGAGCAAGCUGGCUUUUGCCCGUGGCACACCAAGUGACUCAAUGGCCGUCGUCAAUGCCUUCAGGGCGUGGUACUCCGCCAAAAAGAAAGGACAACUGAGACACCCAAAGGAUGAGCUGAGCUGGGGCAAAGAGAACUUCAUUCAGAUCAAGAGGAUCAGAGAGGUUGCAGAGUUGUACGAGGACCUGAAGAAACGCAUGUCCCAGUUCAACAUGCACGUCCCAGAAGACUCUCUGUCCCCAGACAACACAAGCAUAAACAGGCAGAAGUUCAUCCUGCAGAUUGUCAUUGCCGGCGCCUUUUACCCAAACUACUUUUUCCAGCAAGAGAUCGAUGAAAGGCAGGCCUGCAAAGAGCUGAACGGCUUCAACCCUCGAACAACAGUCAUGGUGAGGAACCUCCCUCCAUACAGUUUCCUCUACUAUAAGCAGCUGCAGUCUUUGUUCCGGCUGUGUGGACAGGUGAAAACUGUCUCCUUCGACUGCUCCAGAGCUUAUGUGGAGUUCCACCGGACCUCCAACGAUUCGGGUGUGCUGCCUGAGGUGACGCUCGCCCUUCAGAUGGCCCAUAAGAGCUUUAAAAUGGAGCUGCAGACCUAUCCUUCUGAACAGAUCGAGUUUUGCACAGGGAGGAGAUCAUUGGCUCACCUGAAAUUUUCACGGUUGUCGGCUGACAUCCAGAGCCAGUCUCUCUCCCUGAUGGACUCGGUCUGCACCAAGCUUGACCCCGACCGGCUGCCGCCCAACCGCCUGUUUGUGGUGAACAUCACGGAGGUGAUAGAUGUGGGACAUUUCUGGGGGUUCCCAGCGGAUGAAGCCAGCUUGGGAAAGCAGCGGCGUCUGACGGCGGAGAUCAACAAAUGUACUUUGUCUCCUGUGACGGUGUCUCUUUACCCCAAUCUGCUGUGUCUGGCGCCGUACUCUGAGACCAACGAGGAGAGUCUGUACUACCGGGCCAAGAUCCUGUACAUGCGCGGUAACACAGUGGAGGUUUUCUUUCUGGACUUUGGCAACACGGCCGUCGUUUUCAGCAGCAGCCUCAGAGAGCUUCCAUCCGACCUGCUGGCUCAGCCCUUUCAGGCCCAUGAGUUCCAGGUUGCUGGGAUGCGCCCGUCAGCCCAGUCCAUCAUCCUGGGAAACAAGUGGAGCAGCCGCGCCCGCGACUGCUUCGUCACCAUGGUGAAGCAUCAGUCGGUCAUCGUGUCGCUCUACUCCAUCUUGUACGGCGUCAUGCGAGUGGAGCUGCUGCUCAACAAGGAGUCGAAGAGCACCAGCGUGGUGGACAUACUGGUGGAGGAGGGCCACGCCGUGAAGGUGGAGGAGAACGUUGAUUCUCAGCAAAGCCAUGAAGACCUGCUGUUGAUGUACGACGACGUGGAGAAAGGAAUGUACGGCCCCAGUUCUGCCAACCGGUCCUGGAGGGCCCGCAAGAAGGAAGACGAGGAGACCAUCAACAUUCUGCUCACUCAGCUCUCCAGUACCCCGAAGUCCUGCUCCAAAACAAACGUAAAUCUGGCCGGACCUUCAAGUUCCUACCAGACAAACUUCUACAGUUUGAGCAGAAAAACCCACUACAGGACUGUUUCCACAGAGAAAAGCAGCAUCAACGGCGUGACUCUGAAUGAAAACCCGCAUUUCAAACAUCAGAGGAUGAUGACGGCCGGGAUGGUGGCCAUCAACACUUCAGGUUCCCAAAUCAUGCUGAAUGAUACGUCCAUCCUGCCCGACAUCCCUGGACUUCCUGGUCUGGUGAUGAUGCUCUUCACUCCUGUCAUGGAGUUACGCACAAACGAAGAGCGGAGCUACUACACCGGGGCCCUCUGCGGCCUGGGCUUCAACAGCCUGACGAAGGAGCCCAUCCUGCCUGAGAACGACAUCGAACUGGCCUUCGACGUCAAGUUUGAUGUCAUGGACAUCAUUGAGAUAAACGCUCUACGGAUGGCCAUCAACAGCCUGCUGUGCAACGGACCCAGCAGCACUCUGCACCUGACCCCUGAGAGGAUCUGCCAGCUGCAGGACGACUGCCGGGAUGGCCUGACCAGACUGUUCAUCAGGUCUCCUCCGAGAGAAGCUGUCACUCCAACAAACCACGAGAACUACGGAAAGUGGGACCAGGUCGACCCGUCUCUCAGAAUGGACAUUGCAGAACGAGGAAGUGGAGAGGCCCGAGGUGUUCUCUUCCAGCUCCAUUCACCCAUUUUGCUCAAUCGUUAAACAAACCGAAACAGAUAAUAAUGAGCAUCUGUUUCAGACGUAAACUUAAUAUUUUUACGUUCAAAUAAGACUUUUAGUGGCUCUGUGUUUUAUUUCUACUGCAGGAGUUUCCUGUUUACCUCAAAGAGCUGUUUUAAGUUGAUGCCAAUUUUGUUGCAGUAAAAAUAGUUGUUUGCAACAGAUGAGUCCUGUCAGUCUUUAUUUCAAACAGGCUUGUUGUGACCCCUGACUCGAGUUAAAUAUGUCUGUGCAGCACUCUGCUGUGUGUCAGUGCCAGAAGCAAAGCUUCGUAUUUAUAGCUCACCAAACCCAGACCCAAGAUGAGCUUCACCAGAGACUCCCUUAAGCUGGUAGGAAGAACCAGUGAGGUGGAUGAAGAGGUGUUACAUCAAGGUACAUUUAUUUGUUCAUUAUUCCUGUAAUUAAAUACAUACUGACUGUAAGUGCAAAUAGUUAGAGUCCAGGGUCUAAAGAACUACAGAGUAUAGCUAAACGAAAUACAAAGUUGGACAGUUAU
This is a messenger RNA of Xiphophorus couchianus (Monterrey platyfish), 4531 nucleotides long. It is a transcript of the gene tdrd9, whose product is annotated as tudor domain containing 9. Gene Ontology annotation, molecular function: ATP binding; helicase activity; RNA binding. Gene Ontology annotation, cellular component: intracellular anatomical structure. Lineage: Eukaryota; Metazoa; Chordata; Actinopteri; Cyprinodontiformes; Poeciliidae. Bases 28 to 4014 code for a protein of 1328 amino acids. The record is from RefSeq and is a predicted model, not a curated record. The transcript has 35 exons.